AUAUUUACCAAGCCGAUGGAAAGGCACAAACACGAGGAAGACUUCCUGUGUCAUAUAGUAAAAUUUAACACACAGACAGCCGGAAGAGACAAAUUAUGCAGACUUUUUCAGUACACCAGCAAAUUUGCACAGUGGUAUGUUCUUCAAAAACAUUUAGAUCCAGAGGUUGCUGCAAAAUUGAAAAGACUAGAGAAUGCUAUAAGCAUGACACGUAAAGUGCUUCGAUUUGGCAAGAGUUUUGACCUGUUACACAGCAGUUUAAGCACAAUACACAUAUCAGACACUGUGCUCCGUCUGACCAUCACGCUAAGUCAUAUCAACCAAGCCCUGUACCUUUUAGUUGACCACAUUGUGUGGGCUUCAAAGAUAGGUCUCAUAGAGACACAAAGGAAGUACUGGUCAAAAUUGUCGGCGAGGUUUUGGCUUGUAUCUCUUAUCCUAAAUCUUACCAGAAAUAUCUAUGAUAUCUCCAAUUUAGUUCAAGAAGAACAGAAACAUUUACACCAGUGGGAUAAAAGGAGCCAAUACAAGAAUGGUAUUGGAGGCUACAAGGACAUUGAGAGAAAAACACCAACUAGCAUGGAAAUCUUCCAGAAGUGCUUGAGAGAAAACCACCCAGUUGCUAUAGACACUGCAAAAAAUUUUUGUGAUCUCCUCCUUCCUUUAUCAAGUUUGGGUUUUGUAAAGACUUCAAAAGGUCUUCAGGGAAUUCUUGGGAUGAUUUCUUCCUAUUUAAGUAUUCUGACUAUUUGGAACCCUGAUCUAAAACUUCAAAAUCCAUGAGCUACAUUUACCAUAUAAAUUCAAAGAACUGGCAUAUGAUUCAUGGUCUGGGAUAUGGAAGUAGAUUUCAAUUUUAAUACUGUUAAUAUACCCAAGUUUUCUUUCUUUUUUAUACCACCAAAAUUGUUAUGCAAUCACCGGAAACUACCUCAGCAUUGUGGCUAUUGCAAUAAAUGUAUAUUCAUUGAUUCUAAAUAAGUGUCUUGAAUUAGUUUUUCCAAGAUGUGAUGUUACGUAAUCAAGAGUAUAUAUUAAACACUUUUGAAAUACCGAUUUAGGCAUUCCUUAUAUUCAUGUGAUAAAAAUGUUAUUUUUUAAAAAAAGCAUUGUAUAAGACCAUGCCAGUUUGGGAUCAAACCUUUCAUUCAUGUUAGUUUGAAGUUGUUUGUUAAUGCUUAUUAUUUUGAAUUAAGUGUAAUCAGGUCUUGUGUUUGAACAUACAAUUAGCAGGUG
Lingula anatina is the source of this 1236-nucleotide messenger RNA. RefSeq names its product peroxisomal membrane protein 11B. Gene Ontology annotation, biological process: peroxisome fission. Gene Ontology annotation, cellular component: peroxisomal membrane. The record is from RefSeq and is a predicted model, not a curated record. Lineage: Eukaryota; Metazoa; Brachiopoda; Lingulata; Lingulida; Lingulidae.